AUGGGACCCAAAAGCGGCUUGAUCCUCGCUCUUCUCUGCUGGGCAGCGGGCGAGGCUCAGCUGGGGGUGAUAGUGCACAGGGCCCUCUUCGGUACUGGCCGCCUGGUCACCGCGGCUGACCUGACGCUGGGGCCGGCGGCGUGCAAGCAUUCCUCGCUGAACCCUGCUCACAACACCGUCACCUUCACCGCCGGCCUCCACGAGUGCGGCAGCAUCGUGCAGAUCACACCAGAUUCAAUCAUCUACCGCACGCUCCUCAACUAUGACCCCAGCCCUGCCAGCAACCCUGUGAUCAUCCGCAGCAACCCAGCUGUCAUCCCCAUCGAGUGCCACUACCCCAGGAGGGAGAACGUGAGCAGCAACGCCAUCCGGCCCACCUGGGCUCCCUUCAGCUCCACGCUGUCAGCGGAGGAGAGGCUGGUGUUCUCCCUGCGCCUCAUGAACGGUAGGUGGGAAGCNNCACGCCCCUUCCGCGUUUUCCAACUGGGCGACGUCCUCAACAUCCAAGCGGAGGUGGGCACCGAGAGCCACGUGCCGCUGCGGUUGUUCGUGGACAGCUGCGUGGCCGCCCUGAGCCCCGGCACCGACUCCUCACCCCACUACGCCAUCAUCGACUUCAACGGGUGCCUGGUUGAUGGGCGGUCAGAUGACACCAGCUCUGCCUUCAUCACGCCCCGGCCCCGGGAGGACAUGUUGCGCUUCAGGAUUGACGUGUUCAGGUUCGCAGGGGACGCCAGGAACCUGAUCUACAUCACCUGCCACCUGAAGGUGACCCCAGCCGACCAAGCCCCAGACCCCCUGAACAAAGCUUGCUCCUUCAACAAAGCCAGAAACACCUGGGCACCGGUGGAAGGCACCCGGGACAUCUGCAGCUGCUGCGAGAUGGGCAACUGUGAGUCCCCCGCGCUCUCCCGGCGCCUCAACCCCUUGGAGCAAUGGCCCAGCCACCGCUUUCGCCGCGACACCAACGGCAACGAGGCUGAAGCUGAUGUGGUCAUCGGCCCUGUGCUCCUCUCCAGGGACCCGGGCGCCGUGGGAGAGCGGCAGGAGGGAGGUCAGGGUGGGGUGACGGCAGUGUCCGGCGUGGGGACAGGGCUGAUCUGCGUGGCAGCCGGCCUGGGGCUGGCUGGGGUGGUGCUGGCCAUCAGCGUGGGGAGCAGGAGAUGCGCCCAUGCCUCGGCGUGA
Molecule: messenger RNA, 1185 nt
Organism: Opisthocomus hoazin
Lineage: Eukaryota; Metazoa; Chordata; Aves; Opisthocomiformes; Opisthocomidae
Source: RefSeq, a predicted model, not a curated record